AUGAUCCGGGAAGCCCUCUCAAACAACUUUCCUGCCGGGGAGUGGUUGAUAGAUGAUUUCGAUUAUUUGGGAUCCCACAUCAAAGUCGACGACCAGGGUGUCUUCUUUUCUCUGGAAGCAUGUGCCAGCAGCCUUUUGGUUGAAGUUCCGAUCAGCUCUGACCAGAAAAACGAGGAUCCUGUAGUGGAAGAACUAUGCAUACCUCAGCUGGUUGAGCUCCCAUUCCAGACCAUCAUCACUGGCAGGCAGAAGUUUGACCUUGAAAAGGUCAAUGACAGACCACCACUCUUCUGGGCCCAGGACGUAUCCAACAACCUCUGGUCCCUGGUUCAGCUGCGCAGCGACGCCCCGGCGGAGCAGCUUUGCUCCGAAGCCGUGGUGGGCCAAUUGCGCCGCACCGUGAGCUCCAUGAAUCCUCAAGAGCUGACGAACAGCAUCUGGUCUUUGUCGCAGCUGAAGGAGUCAGCCUCCACGGCGAAGGCCCACCGAGCUUUGGUGGCCCUGGCCAACCGCCUUGCACAAAAGCCCGGCAGAAUGAUCCCCCAGGCACUGGCCAACUGUCUCUGGGCCUGUGCGGAGCUCCAGGAUGCCCUUCCCAACACCACGAGCGCUGCAAGCGUACGACGCGCCAUCCGGGAGGCUGUGCCUCCCUUGGCCUCCCGUGCAGCUGCUGCAGCUGGGAAGAUGAGGCCGCAGGAGCUGAGCAACUGCCUCUGGGCGGCCGCGCGGAUGCAACAGAGAGUUCCGGAAGUUCUGGUGCCAGUGAGGGCCGUGGCUGAGAACAUCGCGCAACUUGCAAGUGAGAUGAAGGAACAGGAGUUGAUCAACAGCCUCUGGGCAGCUACGUGCUUGGCGGACACGGUGCCAGAAGUGCGUCGAGCCGUGCCGGCCAUAUCGCAGUAUUUGCCGCCGAAGGCCAUUCAACUGAUCUCCGAAAGCAGAGAGAGCAGAGCACUUGGGGUAUGA
Messenger RNA from Symbiodinium necroappetens, 966 nucleotides. The record is from the annotation of a GenBank genome assembly. NCBI's taxonomy places the organism in Eukaryota, Dinophyceae, Suessiales, Symbiodiniaceae.